GCAGCAGCAGCAGCGCUGCCAUCAUCGUCGUCGUCGUUGUCGUUCUAGUCGCAGUGUUUACCACGUUAGAUAAUCGAGAGCAGUACACCACACCACACCCCCCUCCCACCCGCCAAGUUCACAAGUGUGAAAAGAAAAGAAAAAAGCGUUUGAGUAAAACUCAAAUACAGAAGCAACUCAAAAUUAACUGUCAAGAUGAGCCGUCAGCUGCUUAGAAAUCCAACAACAAUGCAACGUGCUGCCAACGCCGUUGCUCUAACGUGUACCAGAAGUUUAGCUAGCAGCGGCAGCGCUGCCGCCGUCGUUACAAUGCCGCCGCUUCAAAAGCGUAGCAGCCAGCUGCAGCAACAAUGUAAACUAACGCCAAGUGUUGUCAUUCGUCGCUGGAAAUCUCUACAUAACAAUAACAGCGCUCAAAGCCAGCGGCUAACAGCGGCAACACCAGCGACGACAGCGACGCAGCGCCGCAGUCAAGCUGAAGCAUUGAACGCGCGUGGUAGCCAUUCAUCGUUUGACGUUCCCGCUCGUCGUAUGUCCACAGAAAAGAAAGACAAUAUGAAAUGCCUAAGUGUGGAGAAUAUCAAUCCCAACUUCAUUGUUAUGGAGUAUGCGGUGCGUGGUCCCCUCGUUAUUCGCGCCGGCGAAAUUGAAAAGGAACUCGAAAAGGGCGUGAAGAAGCCAUUUGACCAGGUAAUUCGGGCCAACAUUGGUGAUUGCCAUGCGAUGGGACAACAACCUUUGACCUUUUUGCGUCAGCUUUUGGCCCUGACGGUUGAGCCGCGUCUGUUGAACUCUCCCGACUAUCCCGCCGAUGUGAAGGAGCGAGCCUGCGCCCUUUUGGCCAGUUGCAAUGGCGGCUCCAUGGGAUCGUAUACGGACUCCGCUGGCUUGGAGUAUGUGCGUCAUCAGGUUGCCAGCUUCAUUGAGGAUCGCGAUGGCGGUGUGCCCUGUGAUUGGCAGAAUAUUUAUCUAACUGGUGGAGCAUCUCCUGGCAUUAAGAGCAUUCUAUCGCUGGUUCACUGCGAAGUGGAUUCUAGGACACCUGGCAUUAUGGUGCCCAUACCACAGUAUCCACUGUACUCGGCAACAAUAUCCGAAUAUGGCAUGAAGAAAAUCGAUUAUUAUUUGGAUGAGGAUAAUAAAUGGGGUCUCAAUCGUGUGGAGCUGCAGCGUGCCUACGAUAAGUCAAAGAAUGAGUGUAAUCCACGCGCUCUGGUCAUCAUCAAUCCCGGUAAUCCCACCGGACAGGUGCUGUCCCGCCAGAACAUUGAGGAGAUUAUCCGAUUUGCUUACGAUAAUAAGCUAUUGAUUUUGGCGGAUGAAGUGUAUCAGGCGAAUGUGUACGACAAGGACUCGAAAUUCCAUUCGUUCAAGAAGGUCAUGCAUGAGAUGGGUGAACCGUAUCGUAGCCAAGAGCUGGUGAGCUUUUUGUCCGUCUCCAAGGGUUAUCUCGGUGAAUGCGGCAUUCGUGGCGGUUACAUGGAGGUGAUCAACAUGUGCCCCAAGGUCAAGGCCAUGCUGACCAAGUCGAUAACAGCAUCGCUGUGCAGCACAACCGCUGGCCAGGUGGCUGUCAGUGCAUUGGUUAAUCCACCACGUCCCGGUGAGCCAUCCUACGAGCUGUACAACAAGGAGAAGAGCGCCGUAUUGACUGCAUUAAAGGAACGCGCCGAUUUGGUCUACAAGACCUUCAGCAGUUUCGAUGGCUAUACCGUGAAUCCCGUUCAGGGUGCCAUGUACGUGUUCCCAAAGAUCGAUAUACCACAAAAAGCUAUCGAGGCGGCCAAGGCCAAGAAUAUGGCAGCAGAUGUCUUUUAUGCAUUUGAGCUGCUCGAGUCAACGGGCAUCUGCAUUGUGCCCGGCAGCGGAUUUGGUCAAUUGCCCAACACCUACCACUUCCGUAGCACCAUCUUGCCGCAGACGGACAAACUGAAGCUUAUGUUGGAGAAGUUCCGCAAAUUCCAUGUUGAAUUUGUCAAUAAAUACAAGUAGAUGCCACUGUAUACUGUACACUCUUCCCUCUGUCUUAACCCGAAAACAACUUUGUUGUGAACAUCAAAAUUCAACUUUUAAUAAUUUUUUUUUAAUAAUCUUUUUUUUUUUUUUCUUAAAUCAAAUUGUAAAAAGAAGCUACAAACAGUACAUUUUUUAAUUUGCAAUCAAAUUGGUAUAAAGAUCUACAAUUAUAUUAUAGAUUUCUUGUUUUUAUUUGUUUUGGUUUCUCCAAAUGAAUUUGAAGUAGACAAAUAACUAGAUUGACAAUAAUAUUGUUUUUUUGAGCAAAAAAGUUGUUUAUUGCUUUGUUGCAUAACUUGUAUACACAUAAAAAUUGUUAAUCGAUUGAUUGAAAAAUGAGAAAAAUUUUUAAGCUAGAUAUUGAUGUAUCCCAUAUGGUAUCCUUACAUGGUCCUUACGAGAAGUCAUUACUCGAUGUUAUAUAAUAAUAUAUAUUGUAUUGUUGUUAAAUAUAUAUCAAAUACACAUUUAAUUGGCAUUCAGAA
This is a messenger RNA of Drosophila innubila, 2501 nucleotides long. RefSeq names its product alanine aminotransferase 1. Gene Ontology annotation, molecular function: pyridoxal phosphate binding; L-alanine:2-oxoglutarate transaminase activity. The transcript has 7 exons. Gene Ontology annotation, biological process: biosynthetic process. Lineage: Eukaryota; Metazoa; Arthropoda; Insecta; Diptera; Drosophilidae. The record is from RefSeq and is a predicted model, not a curated record. The coding region runs from base 196 to 1992 and encodes 598 amino acids.